Molecule: messenger RNA, 1725 nt
Organism: Peniophora sp. CBMAI 1063
Lineage: Eukaryota; Fungi; Basidiomycota; Agaricomycetes; Russulales; Peniophoraceae
Source: the annotation of a GenBank genome assembly
AUGCCUCGCUUCCCCUUCAGCGUGUCCGUCAUCUUGCUACUCUUCAUCUGCUCCAUGCACACAGUACGCUCCCAGAGUUUCAACAUUCCUUCCGGCUGGCAGAACACCAAGUCCAGCACGAGCUAUGCAGUACGCUUAGAUCUGGCUAGGGGAGCUGCUGGCGAAGUUCAAUAUUGGAGCGAUCCUUCAACAGGGUUUCCGGACGACCAUCAAGUCAACUCGACUGUGUCCAACGUGGCCAUCGUGCUCGCCUCUCAGGACUUACUCAGCGGCAAUAGCUCCUGGAAGGCACAAGUUGAUCGCAUACUAUCAUAUUACGAGUCUGGCCUAGGCAAUCUUAACAACAUGAUCGACAACAUCGAUGCUGGUUACUGGGGUCUGGCGGAAAUCGCUGGCUACCUUGCUUACAACGAUUCGGAGUCUCGUCUUCAAUUCGCCCAGCGCAACUUCGACGCCUUGUAUACUGAUUUCAUCAAUGCCUCCGCCGCCCAGGCUCAGUUGUAUUCACGUACGUUGGUUACGAGCUGUCCGCCAGGGACGCUAGAGGGUCUACUAUUCGCUGAACACUCGGAUCGUGCGUCCUUGGUGGUAAUCAGUAGCUCAAUAGGGCCUUGGAUAGCACUGUCUGCUCGCCUAUACGAACUUACCCAGAAUGCGACAUAUCUCGAGGCGGCCGCACAGUCGAUUCAAUUUAUGGAUUCAUACAUGGUCAAGCCAACUGGUUCGAAUGUCUCCAUCUCGACCACAUUCAACAUUACGUCUUGUGCUCCUGAUCAGGCGGCUGGGACCGUAGAUAAUGUCGGCCUUUACAUUGAAGGCCUGAGCGUUUUGGCCAACGUCACCGGGAAUCAGACCUACACCCAGUUGCUUGAAGAACUUGUGCCCGCUAUCACAUCAUUUCGCCCUUGGCACACCGAUGACGGGAUCUUGACAGACGAUGCCACGUAUGUGUCUAAGGGGACACUGAUCCGUGGACUCCUCGAGGCCAGAUUGAGAAAUCCAGGCAAUAGUACUGAAUUCAUUGAUCUCAUUGAUAGUUACCUCACAAUCCAGUUUAAUGCCGUACAAACUAAUGCAAAGUCGGCGAAUGGCAAGGACUACAGCAACUCGUGGAACCUCGUUGAUGGUAGUUCUUCUCAGUACAGUACGGUAGCAAGUGUGCAGGCAUUGGAUGUGCUGAAUGCCGCCCUCGCGAUAGCUCCUCGAGCUUUCCAUAGUCCGAUUUCACCACACAGACAUAUCCAAGUAGGGGUCAUUGUGGGAGCUGCCGUGGGAGGCAUUGUGGCGGCCCUGCUUGUCGUUUUAGGUGGCAUCUAUCACCAUCGUCGAAGGAACGCACGGAAGCGUCUUAUCCGCGACGAUAAAGUCGACAUCACGCAAGAGCCUUCUUUGCCAGUCAAAGCAGAGAUGCUCACCGAACCUUUCGUUAUGCCUACGUCAGACCCACACAACGCACCGGUGUCAGAUUCCUCGGCGAAGAAGGAUGCUCCGAUUGUACUUGAGUAUCGGGACGUGUCAUACAACGGCACCCCAGCGCGCCCUUCGCCUGAGGCCGCCAGCACCUCGAUGACACCAGCUAGAUCAACUGGAAGCGAUCAUGGUGCCGUAUAUGCGUUGGAGAGGAGGCUCGACAACCUGAUUCAUGCGUUGGCCAUCCGAGGAGAAACAGAGGAAACUCCCCCAGUAUAUGAAGGUGUCGAUCCCACCGCUGGACACGCCGGUUAG